Messenger RNA from Penicillium soppii, 1416 nucleotides. RefSeq lists its product as uncharacterized. The record is from RefSeq and is a predicted model, not a curated record. The transcript has 2 exons. Lineage: Eukaryota; Fungi; Ascomycota; Eurotiomycetes; Eurotiales; Aspergillaceae. The coding region runs from base 1 to 1416 and encodes 471 amino acids.
AUGAACGAUACCAUCCCUACCCCUCGUGGCUGGGUUAACGAACCCGACGGGCGAGGAACGUGGAGUAUUUUAUCCACUUGCGUUCUCACAAUAAUUCUCUGUUGCUGGACAUCUGUGGCUCCAAACUUGCCUGCUGAAUCCGACGGCGGGUUCAGAAGAUGGAGAUACAAAUUCGAUCUUGCUUGUAUCACGCUACUCGGAUCUGAAUUCAUAUUAAUGCUAUCUCUGGGCCAAUGGUCAUCUGCACGUUGCUCUGUUAAACUAACAGAGCAGAAUUUCCACGAGGCUGGAUAUAAGGAUUGGACCAUCAAGCAUGCUUUCUUCGCCGAUAUGGGGGGCUUUUUGAUCAAGCCCCUAGAGGCCGACUUACCUUCAUUCCCUUUGGAUGCGAAGCAGCUCUAUAUCCUUGUUAAGGAUAAAUAUCUCGAAUAUCCGAAUUUGAACGAAGAGGAAAUCGAAGAUAGGAAUAAAUCAGGUAAACUGGCUAGGUCAGUGCAUGGUUACCUAACCUCUUUAUCUUCCCUUCUAGUUAUGCAUUAUUCUUACCUAGGUAGAUUGUUCACACUAGCGCAAGCCAUCUGGUUUACUCUGAACUGCAUAUUUCGUUUUGCUCAGGGUAUUUUUGUUACCACUCUUGAGCUCACCACUCUUUCCUUUAUUCUAGCCUUCCUAAUAAUGUCAUACUGCUGGUAUCAUAAGCCUAUGGAUGUCAACAGGCCGAUCACUUUGCAGCUCACUACCUCCGUGGCUGCGAUUCGAGAAAAUCAUCAAGUCUCCGGAUUGAAGUGGUAUGAAACACCAUUUGACUACCUCUCGCGAGACCAGGGAUUUCUUGCUCGAUUUUGGAGAUAUUACAUUCGAAUUCUUCACCACAUGCAUAUACCAAUGGCAACUCAACCUAAGCGACGACCAUAUGAUCGCAUUCCGAGUCACUAUUUUCUAAAUACUGAUAGCCGGGCCGAGAUAAUCGCCGCCCCGACAAUUGUUUUGUUUAGCGCUAUGUUUCUCAUUGCGUGGAAUUCUCAUUUUCCUACCGCAACAGAGAAACUACUUUGGCGUAUUGCUAGUGUGAAUACCCUAGCCUAUGCGUUGAUUGGAAGCCCCCUUUCUGCAUACUUUCAGAGAACCAUGUUCCGAGCAGAGCUGAGACAACAAAAGGCACAAGCUAUGUUGGACCGCACACGAGAACCCAAAAGAUGGAUCGAUCGUUUUGCUGCAAAGCUUAGGAAUAUUGACCCUGAGCAGGAUCCUGACUUAGAAAUUCCUCUUCGGGCCUUGAUUCCAGUUUCUUUUCUGUGUGCUACAUAUUGCGUGGGUCGAGGGUUUAUUUUGACGGAGGACUUGAUUGGAUUGAGAAGCUUGCCGGAGAGUGCUUUUCAGACGGUUUCAUGGUCGAAAUACGUACCUCAUUUGUAG